Betta splendens (Siamese fighting fish) is the source of this 2279-nucleotide messenger RNA. RefSeq names its product spartin a (gene sparta). The record is from RefSeq and is a predicted model, not a curated record. Gene Ontology annotation, cellular component: plasma membrane. The coding region runs from base 161 to 1894 and encodes 577 amino acids. Lineage: Eukaryota; Metazoa; Chordata; Actinopteri; Anabantiformes; Osphronemidae. The transcript has 8 exons. Gene Ontology annotation, biological process: negative regulation of BMP signaling pathway; cell division.
GAGUGCGUGACCGCCUAUGAGACCAGUUCCAUUUAGACUUAGUCUGUGAAAUGAAAGCAGAGCUGUAGGAACAUAGAGAUGUUUGAAACAGCGUAUUAAUAAUUAGACGCGUAGUCGAACCCGGACAUUGACGUUUGGCUGUUGAAGCCUCCUCUCCGCUAUGGACGAGCCCGCUGAGCUGCUGCUCAUCAAAGACCAGUACGAGCUCGCCUUCCACGCCCUGAGCCGCGGCCUGACCGCCGAGGAGGCCGGCAGGACCGCGGAGGCCCUGAAAUGCUACACCAACGGCCAGCAGCACCUCCUCCAGGGGCUGCAGGUCCCCACAUGGGGGCAGGAGCGAGCGGGUGGGGCCGUGGGGUGGGACAAGGCCAGGCGGCUGCAGCAGAGGAUGAGGCAGACGCUAGCGACCGUCAACUCCCACCUCUCUGACCUGCAGACGUGGGGGGCGACAGCCGGGGAGCGGAGGGGUCGCCUGUUGUCUGAGCUUCCGCACGACCUUUACCCAGAGCUGAAGCUCAGCGCUCAGCCUCCUCCCGGCUCUGUCCGCCCUCUGCACCCCUCCACCCCCGCCACCGCCCGGACCACGGCCCCCGUCAGGCCGCUCCGACCCGCGGCGCCGCACCGGCCGGCGCUCGGCCCGAUGGCUUCGCCGUGGGACCAGCCCCCGGCCUACACGCCGCAGCCGGCGGACGGGCGGCGCAGCCUGAGGUCGGGAGCGGCAGCGCGGCGCGAGGAGGACGAGCUGCUCUUCAUCCCCUCUGGAGUGCAGGUGUUCCUCGUGGCGCCGGACGGAGAGGUCCGCUCCGCGCUGUGUCCGGGCUUCCUUCGCAUCGUCACAUGUAGGCGGCAGAACAAGGACUCCAGCGCCCAGAGUCCCUCAGCGCUUCUCAAUGUUUGCGGCCGGGUGUUCCCGCUCGCAGCAGACACCCCGGUGCUGCUGGCUGACUCUGGGGUCUUCAUGCUCCCCGACGCCCUGGCGGAGACGCCCGGGUCCUUCGUGGGUUUGGUUUUGUCCUCUGAACUUCCUGCCGCCGACCGAGAGAUGUUCCAGGACGUCCUGUCGCAGCUCGUCGACCUCAGGGUCCAGGGUUCAGACGGAGCCGGGGCAGAAGUUCCCAACCUGAGUACGAAGGUUCCCCUCGGACCCUCGAAGAGAAAACCUGACGAGAUGCUGCCAAACGGAGAGACGGAAAAAGCACCGCUUCCUGGGUGGAGUGAGAAGAUGGGACGAGGCAUCCUGUCAGGAUCCAUGCGCUUGAGUCAGUCAUUUGCAAAAGGAGCAGAGGCCACUGGUAGGGCCAUCCAGAAAGGAGGAGGCAAGAUCCGGGACCGCGUCACCCCCGAGGAGACUCCCACCGUGGUCAGCCCCCGCGUCACCCAAGGUCUGGAGACCACGCAGCAGGUGACCGGUGGCGCCGUGCGCGUCAGCCGCUUCCUGGUAAAUGGCCUGAGCACGGUGAUAGGACAAGUGGCAGAGAAGAUGGCGCCCCAUGUGAAGAAACACGGGGCUAAGAUGGUCCCGGAGUCGAUGAAGAAAAACCAAGAUGGCCGCCCCUCUAACUUGGAUGGGGCCAAGUUUGUGGCCGUCAGCAGUGCAAAAGGUUUGUCUGCGAUUUGGUCCAGUCUGGAGACCGGAGCAAAGCUGGUCUGCAAAAGUAUGGCAACAGAGACGGUCACAACAGUGAAGCACAAGUACGGCGACGAAGCAGCUCAAGCCACAGACACCGGCCUCCGGUCAGCGGCGAACGUCGGCGUGGCCGCGUACAACAUUGACAAUUUGGGAACGAUAGCGAUCAUGAACGCUGUAGAGAAGAAAACAUCCAAAAACAGCAUCGAGGGCCCGAAGGAGGGGCCAAAAGAUGCUGACACGAAGGAGGAGCACAUGAAAAAAUAGCUUCAAAGGUCACGUCCUCAGUGCUUUUCUGGACCAGGCGUUUAUUUCUAAACCAUAAAAAUUAUAAACUUCUAUAAAAGUGAUGGAUAUACAACAAAUAAGCUAACAAUGAUGUGAAAACAAAGACUUUCUGAUGUAAUGUGGGCUUGGUAAUGUAAAUAUAAUGUCAUAUAUAAAUGAAUAUUUUUCUGUUUAAUAUACGAUGGCACUUUACAAUAUGAACUGUCACUUUUUUGCAGGCUGCAGCCUGAUCUGACCUCCUCUGUGAGGUCUGUUGGCACAAUAUAACACAUUGUUAUAUAAUUAAUAAAAAAAACGUAUGUUUUAUAUUCCUACACUAAAUAUUAGAAAUUAAUUUAAUAAAACGCUGACUUCUGCUUGUUCA